Uranotaenia lowii is the source of this 12455-nucleotide messenger RNA. RefSeq names its product substance-P receptor-like. The record is from RefSeq and is a predicted model, not a curated record. Gene Ontology annotation, cellular component: membrane. The transcript is spliced from 9 exons. Gene Ontology annotation, biological process: G protein-coupled receptor signaling pathway. Gene Ontology annotation, molecular function: neuropeptide Y receptor activity. Bases 870 to 2804 code for a protein of 644 amino acids. NCBI's taxonomy places the organism in Eukaryota, Metazoa, Arthropoda, Insecta, Diptera, Culicidae.
UCGUGACUAGUUGGCACUUCCAGAGGAUCCAGAGGAAUCCAGAAAACCAUCCGGGAAACCUAUCUCUGAGACUUUAAACGAUGCGGCGGGCGCUAGAAAUAAUUUAAUUCGAUUCCGGCAGUUACGCGCGCCGGGCCAAUAAAGAUUACUGAGUGAUACUUGAGAUUGAACGUUCGAUUGAGUUCAAUCGAAUUCACGUGCUCGUUUUCUUCGGGGAGGUUAAUUAUUGAGAAGGGUGCUUCAAUUUUGUGCGUGCAACAAAGCUCAAGAGGGAUUUGGAAGUACCCGAAAACCCUGCAACAAAUUUGUAAAAGAUGGAUCCGUCGGCUUAUUGAGCCGUAAAUCAAAAAUAUGAAAAGGGGCAGAUAAAAUUCGAAACAGAAGAGAAAUCCCGGUUUAAUGCGAAACAGGCUGCUGCAGCUAAUGGAGUUCAAUCUGUUGUUGUGUUGAUGGACUCACCCCCGCAUUUGUUGUUUGUUGGAAUCAUCUCAAUUGGCCGAAAAUUCAUUUUUGAUUCCACCGAGCGGGAUUACAGGAAAAAAAGCAGCCAACAAAUCUGCGAAAGAGUUUCCUGAGCAACCGGAAUAUGUGCGAGCGUUGAUGGUUUUUCCAAAUGAGGUGAAAGUGAUUCCGGAUGAAAAAUUGAUUAACGCAAUUAAUCUUUCAGCUUGUUUAGUGCUGAUAAAUCGGUGAAGCAUUUUGUGGUAGUGAUUAGUAAAAGUUAAAUUUCGCCAUUUCGUCCAGUUCAAAGUGUUGGAGAAAAUCUGUGUUUGAUUGCUGUGAUUUUUGGAGUUCGAGGUUUACAUGGAACCGGCAUACUUAAGGAUAUUAGAUUAGGACGACCAAAUUCGAAAAAAAAAUCUUCAAGUAUGGGCAUAUCCGAUGCGGUAUCCAUGCACUAUGCGAACAACUAUACCCUGAAUACUACUGACGUUGAAAUCAUCCAAAAUCACGAGGCCCUGUACGACGUUCCGGUGGGCUUGGUGGUGCUCCUGUCGGUGUUCUACGGGACCAUCAGUGUCCUGGCCGUCAUCGGCAACUCGCUCGUGAUAUGGAUCGUGCUGACCACCAAACAGAUGCAAACCAUCACCAACAUGUUCAUCGCCAAUCUGGCCCUGGCCGAUGUCAUCAUUGCCAUGUUUGCCAUCCCAUUCCAGUUCCAGGCGGCCGUCCUCCAAAGGUGGAAUCUGCCGGACUUUAUGUGUCCAUUCUGUCCCUUCGUGCAGCUGCUCAGCGUCAAUGUGUCCGUUUUCACACUGACAGCCAUCGCCGUGGACAGACACCGGGCCAUCAUCAAUCCACUCAGAGCUAGAGCAUCGAAAAACAUUUCCAAAUUCAUCAUCAGUGCCAUUUGGAUGCUUUCGUUUGGACUGUCGGCUCCAACUUUGUUUGCUCUGAGGGUCAUCCCGGUAUCAACUGUCAACAUCGGUGAUUCCAACGAAACCUACAUCAACAUUACGAAACCGUUCUGUCAGGUGGUUAAUUUUGAGCAGUCGGAAAUGUUGCUCUACCGAUAUAUUCUGACUCUGGUGCAGUACUUCAUUCCGCUUUGUGUCAUCAGUUUCGUGUAUAUCCAGAUGGCGCUCCGAUUGUGGGGCUCCAAGACGCCGGGGAAUGCACAGGAUUCCCGGGAUAUGACCAUGCUCAAAAACAAGAAAAAGGUUAUCAAAAUGCUGAUAAUUGUGGUUGCAUUAUUCGCAAUCUGUUGGUUUCCACUGCAACUGUACAAUGUUCUUCACGUAACCUGGCCAGAAGUGAACGAGUAUCGGUACAUCAAUAUCAUCUGGUUUAUGGCUGAUUGGUUGGCGAUGAGCAACAGCUGCUACAACCCUUUCAUCUACGGCAUCUACAAUGAAAAAUUCAAACGGGAGUUCCGCAAACGGUACCCAUUCCGGGGCUGCUGUUGCUUCGGCGCUUCCGGAUCCGGUCGAGGGGGCAGCAACUACCAUCAUCACGAUCAUUCGACCGACAAAACCCUAUCGAUGUUUACGCGCGUCAGUUCUGUUCGGUCGAAUUACGCCACCUCCUCGAUACGCAACAAGCUGCACCAUAAUAUCAACAACACCGGUAGUUGUGGGGGAGGUGCUGGAAUCGGGGGAAUCGGUGGAGGACUGGGGCGACCUUUGAGCGGAGCCGGCGGUUUAUUUGGGAAUGGCAGCAGCGGUUAUCAGUAUCACCAGAAUCACAAUCCGGUUUCGACGCAGCAACAGCAGCAGUUCAAAACGACUAAUCUUAUUAACUCUUAUGCUUCGGAAACUGGCUGCUCGGGACCGGGAGACGGCAAAAAGUUGUCUAAUCUCCGAUGGGAACCGAAAAUGUGUCCCUGCCGCCAGACGGAAGCAACCGUCGGGUGUACCUCGUCCUCGUCACCCAGAGCCAAAUUGCUAGACGAUAGCUGCGGGCCUCAGCCGGAUGAUUUACUGCCCUAUUCCAGGGACCGGAAUCGGGACUGUCGAUAUCAGUCGACGCCAAGUUGUGGUGAGCGAAGAUUAAAUAAUGCCGGAUCGAAUGACUUGUUGAUUUUGGACACGGAAGAUGACUGUGUUCGGGAUGGGGAUCGGCUGGAACCAAUCAGCCUGGAACAUCCCCAUCCUGAUAGUGUGGAUGACAACGAGGAUGACGACGAUGAGGUGAUGCCCCCCUCCUGUAACCAAAGGCAGCUUGACUGUGAUCUCAACGACACCAGACAGGAAUUUACACAACGAACUAGCAGCCGCCCCCCUGGUAAAGGUGCUGGGUCAAAUUCGGAUCGGUUUCAUAUUUACUGUAACGAUUUACAAAAUUUUAAGACGGCGUACAAUUAAUUAGCUAAUGUUCGUGAGGUUUUACGAUAUCAUCUGGAGCCGGAACGCAUUUGAUGAGUUGCAAAAAGUCUUAGCUGUGAAGGGCACAGGUAGUAGUAAAUUGGAUUCGAAACGACUAAAAAAAUUUCUCAUUUUUUUUUAAACUUAAGAAUCAAGACAUAAGUUCCAUUUUCCAUUUCCUUAGAAUCUUUUUAGAAAUCAUCCGUUCUGCAUAAGCCAAAAUAUUUUUCAAAGAAGAUACAUUAGAAGGUUGCUGGAUUUUUUUCAGCACGUAUCUGAGUCGUGCAAAUCCGGGCUAUUUUCUACAAACCUGACAAAAUCCAGGCAUUUUAUAUGUCAAAAAAAACUGGUGAAAUUUGGUCAAAACCUAAGAAUCACUCAUCAAAAAUCAAGAAAUUUUUUUUUCUUCAUCCAAAUUUAUCAGUAGAUUUUUAAUCGUAUUUGACUUUUAAAAACUUCGGAUGAUCGGACGUACAAAAAACACGUGCUUUGAUCCAUCCAAGUAUCAUUGUAGAGAUCAAUGCAAAGUCAGCCUAUCGACUUUGCUUCUUCUAGACCAGGGGUGUUCAGAUCAUUUGCUCGGCGGAGCACUUUUUAAAACCAAAAAUUUUGGCGGAGCACCUACAUUUUUGAAAGAAUGAUAAACCCGAGUAUUGAAAACUUGAUGAUAUUUAUCGUUUAAAUAAGAUGUGUUUUGCCAUCGUAGUCAAUAAAAUCAGAAAUGAAUGGUUAAUCUUAGAAUCGUCUUGUUUUUAUAGGCAAAAUAUGUGUCAUCAAAAAUUAAUGAUUUCAAUAGAACAAAUACGCUUACUUCGAAUCUAAGCUGUAACAAGUUUGGUUAAAUUUGUGUCAGUUGUAGCCUGACGUCUUGUUCCGCGUUUAGUCGGGCUCGGUAUUUUGUCUUCGUUGCGAUUUAUGUGGAAAAUGCAGACUCACAUGGACAAGUUGUGAAAAACGGCAAAAGAAUAAGUUUUGCUUUAUCGGACAAAAUUUAAAAUUUAUUUCUCAGUUGACACCAAUACUCUUCCAACGACUUUUUGGAUACGAAUCUUUCCUGAAGCUUUGAUUCCAAUGUCAUAUCUAAUCAUAAAAAUAGGCUUUUCCACGCAUUUAAAGUCUUCGAUCUUUUUAUUAUUUUAUGAUAUUCUUCGAGGAUUAUUUUCUGGAAGCUGUUCAACAGAUCCUGCGACAAAACAUUUUAAUCGUAAUUGUAAAUGAUUUCAUUAGACAUCAGACAUUAGAGCUUGUUAUUUGAAGUUUACACCAAGGAAUACAAAAAUAAAUUUAUCAACGAAAAGUGUCAUGAUUGUCAUAAUUCUUGGAAAUUUUCGGAUGAUAACUUCAAGGUUAUUUCUGAUUGAAUGCUUCUUAAAUUCGGAAAGCUGUUCAGGUUGCGCUUUUUGAGCGAUUCUGCCCAAAAUUUGAUUUUUCUCUCAAUGGUCAUGAUUUUGCCAAUUUAAUCGAAGAUUGUUAUUCUUUACCUUGCAUUGAAAUACUGGAGUCAUUCUUAAUUCAAACAGGUGCGAUAAAGUUUUUCUACGAGCUAACCAGCGAUCUUCGGUAUGAAUUACUUAGUAGCGUGGAAUGUUGGCUCACCAUCCCUUUGCACAACGCCUUGAAUAACCCUGAAUUUUUCGGUCGAGCCCUAAUAAAGUUGAUUAUUUUUACGCUUUCGGCCAAGACUUCCUUCAAAGAUGAUGAUAGUUUCCUCAUAGCGAGUGCGUGUCGAUGAAGGCUGUAAUGACUACUACCGCAGCUUUUGGUCUUUUCUUUGAUCUUGGCAACGAUUCCAGCAGUAUUUUGAACUAUAGCUUUCGCACCAAGUGCUCCGCGGAGCACGAUCUGAAAACCCCUGUUCUAGACAAUGAUACGGUGCGGGACAAAUGGUCUUGUGCGGCAAGAAGUUUUCUCAAAUCACGCUCUUGGCUUAUUUUCAACACUAUUCUUCCUAUUAGAAUGCAUAGUUUACCAAAAUGCCAUUAAUCAUUCAAAUAAAUCAUAAACAAGCGGUGAUAAUCUGUUAACACAUUAUCAGGGAUUGAAAUGCUCUUGCUCAAGCGGUUGAGCAUCAACGCUCUUGAAGCUCGUGUGCGAAGGAAGCUGCGAGCCAGUAUCCGCUCACCAAUAAAUGCUCGAGUUAAGCUCUAUCUCUUCUGGCUCUAAGAGAGAAGGUUUUGCAUUUUUCUUUGAGUAUGUUAGCUCAAGGACCCGAAAUUUCUUGAGCUUGCUUGUUCAGCAAAAUUGGAACGCUUAAGCCAAAGGAUGUGUAUGGAAGAACUUUGCUAUUGUGGUGCUGUUCGAGCCAACGCCUGCUUUCUUUAGGCACCAGUAACGAUGAAAGGGCUUGUUGCGAGGAUUAUUAAAAUGAAUGUUAGAGAGUUCUAGUAACUAGUAAACGUUACCAGCACUAGUAACUAUUAAAUAAUAAAAUUUCGAAAUUUCCGGGAGAAAUACCAAAUGAAAGGGCUUAUAGCGAGGAUUGUUAAAAUGAAUGCUAGAAAAUUCUAGUAACUGGUAAAAGUUACCAGCAUUAGUUACUAUGAAAUAGUAAAAUAUCGAAAUUUUCGGGAAAUACGCCAAAUGAAAGGGCUUGUUGCGAGGAUUAUUAAAAUGAAUGUUAGAAAUUUCUAGCAACUAGUUAAAGUUACCAGCACUAGUAAGCAUGAAAAAGUAAAAUUUCGAAAUUCUCGGGCGAUUCAUUUUAAUAAUCGUCGCAACAAACCCUUUCAUUUGGUGUUUCUCCCGAAAGUUUCGAAAUUUUACUAUCUCAUCUUUGCUAGUGCUGGUAACUUUUUAUAGUAACUAAAACUCUCUAACAAUCAUUUUAAUAAUACUCGCAACGAGCCCUUUCAUUACUUGUGUACAAAAAAAUCAGGCGUUGCUCAACAAACUCAAGCUCCUCUGGAUGCAUGAACUAGCGGACUCACGAACCAAGAAAAGAGCUAAGGUUUCUUGCAAAUUAGAGCUCAGAAAUACGAAGCUCCGGAGACAAAAACGAUGAGCUUCGUCGAUUGCUUUGUGAGCGGAGCUAUGAAAUAAUUGAGCAAUGAGCUUAAUUUUCAAACCCUGCACAUUAUAAUCAAUAACUUGCUGACCCGGUUAACGUUACCUUUCACUUAAUAAAUCGUUAUAAUAAUCUACACGUCUUUAACUUCAAUUUUCAUGAAAAUCGUCAUAAAAUAGUUCGAGUUGUUUUUGUUAAGUUCUUCAAGCUGAUUUUGCUCUCUUCCAUAAAAAGUGACAUUCUUGAGGCUUUUAUAUAAACCAUUUCUGUCUAGAAAAUUCCUCGGAUACGAAUUUUCACCUCAUUCCGACCGCCCGUUUAUACGUUAUUAUGGUGUUAGAAAUAACCCAGCAAACAUUCAAGAGGGUAUAUCGCAGGAACAAAAGAAUUAAUCAAACGAAUAUACCAGAGGAAAAGAUUGUAUAAAACUUACCAAAAUAGCAUAUAGCUAUAAAAGUGGAGGCGAUAUAUCUACAAUGACAAGAUUUUAACGAUUCGAUUUCCCCACAAAAAGCAAAAUAUACGAUUUGAAGUAAUUUGAAUAAAACAAAAAAAAAAUUUCCCCGACCGGGAUUUGAACUCCAGCCUCCGAGAUGUCUGUCUGGUGUCUUACCACGAUGCCAACUGAAAUGAUUCGCGCUAUAGCUCUAUAUGUAAGAUUUUCUGUUCACGAACCGGUCAAAGGAAGAAAGAAGGAAGGAUCGCCCAUUUAUCGUAAAUCAGUUUAGGCGUCAUCCAUAAAUUACGUAACGCAAAAAUUGCACUUUUUUGACCCCCUCCCCCCCGUAUGUCACAAAUCGUAACGCUUCGACGUACCCCCCUAUGAAAAUUACGUAACGCCAACAAUUACCCCCCCCCCACCACCCCAAGUUCUUAUGUUUAAAAUACUGAUUUUCAAAAAUCAAAAAAAGAUUUUAACAUACAUUUAUUUAACGUUCCUCAAAACGGAAAUAAUAUCUGUCCAAAUCGCUUCUUAUUGAUGAUAACUUUCUAAUAAAAUAAAUAAUUAAUUGUCUUAUUACAAGUUGCUCUGUGAUUGUUCACUGAUGAUCUACCUUGUAUCCUUUAUUUUGUUUAAGGAGCAUAACUUUUUAUGCAAAAUUUGCUCCAUUUAGUAAUAUUCGGCGGUGAGAAAAAAUUGUAAAAUAUAAUCUAAAAAGUUUGUAUUGAACUCUGUAAAUGUCUCUAAUAUUCGAUUUCCAACGGAUAUUUCACGGAUAUUCCAUACACAUGUCGGAGUCUGUCUUAGAAUCUUUAAAGACGAAAGGUUACAAAUCAGUUUCAAUCUUGUUGAAGCUUACACAUUUUAAGCUUAUUUUGGUUUGUUUAUCAUUCUGCAACAAUUGUAUGACAUCAAAAUAGCUGCGAUUAAGUGAACUAAAAUUUUUAAUAAAAAAAAUCGUUACGUAACGAUGAGCAUACCUCCCCCCCUCCCCUAUGUCACAAUUUGUCACGCUCGAGCUUACUCCCUCCCCCCCCCCCUAGGAGCGUUACGUAAUUUAUGGAUGCCCCCUUACUCAAAUCGUAAAUGUCGAAUUAGCUUAUUCUCAACUAUUUGGAGACAUAUUUACGAAUUGACUAAACUGCUAUCCGAUUCAACUUUUUUUGGGCAAAGCUUGUUGUAAAUGAAUGAUAGAAAAUCACUCAAUACCAACUUGUUUACGGUGGUUAUUAAAAAUGUCUAAAUAUUCGAUUUAGAUUAUCAUUUCUAUUACGAUUUCACGUUAGCUGGGAAAACGCCUCCAUUUUUACCUAUAUAUAAAAUUCUUAAAUCACACAGGGGAAGAGUCUUCCUGGAAGACCAUUUUUUAUGAUUAAAUAACUAACUCUUAAAGAGUUUGGCGACCGGAAUUCGAAACAUUCGUCAGAUUUUGUCAAUUAUACUCAGUGUUGAUGAAUAGGCGUUAAGAAAUUUAGAAAUCCAUCAGUUAAGAUUAAAAUUUCAUUUCUCGUUCACCGAGGUGGAAUUGGGUAGCCCGCCGGCGUCGUACUGAAGCGUAAAUAUCGGGUUCAAGUCUCGUCGGUGAGCCGUUGUACCUUUUUUCCAAAAAUUCAUGAUUCUUUCAUUCUUUGAUACCUCAUGUUUCUGUAAUACCUUCGAAAAUUUGAUAAUUUCCAGGUUUGAAAUUGUACCAAGCAGACGUGCGUAAUCUUGCUUCGGGAAAAAUCGUUAUGCUGAUUCCUCUCGAUUUCAACGCGCAAUAAGCAGAUUGAUUUUAUCUUACUCGCAAUAACGUCAAUGCGCACAAAACGAAGAGAACAGUUCAGCAUUGAUCAUCUCCCGUUCUCUUGUCCACUUUUAGCCACGCCCCGCUGCGUUGUCCGAUUGAUGUGUUCGGCUGCCGAAGGAAUACGAGUUUGAAUUUUGAAUUCGCAGAACUGUACGUUCGUUUCAGCGUUGCCAGAUUGCAAAGCUCUCAAAUCCAUAGGUUUGGCGAAAAACGAAAAAUUUUGGUACUGAUUUUGAUCUUGAUGACCUUUCGUUUAUACGUAUUCCCUGACAAUUUUCGAUAAUCCGUAUAAAAUUCGUAGGGAAAACUAAAUGCGAGGGUUUCGAACAUCCAUCCAUAGAUCCGCAGAAGUGCUCAAAAUCCGAAAAUCUUCGAAAAAUCCAUAGAUCUGGCAACGCAGGUUCGUUUUGCUGAUGUUUCCUUUGAUUGCAGUUAACUUGAAUGAUUUAUCCGAAGCUUAUUUACUGAUGCUUUCCAAGUUGAACCUAUCGAUAGUAUCAUGGAAGUCAGGGUUGCCAAUUUUUUUUUUUCAAAAUUCAGUGACAUGCGAAAUAAAAAUGGUUAAACGGAAAUUUCGGUCAAAGCGGGAACCAUUUUUUGUUUUUGGUUAUCAAUCCACAUUUAGACCUCCACUUAUGUCAAUAAUCCCAAGUAACAUCGAUAGUUCUAUAAGACUCCUCAAAUCCCUUAUAAAACCAAAACUUUAUCUCGUAGCCUGCUAUAAAACUUUAAAUGUUACUUGGGAAUGCCUUUCCGUACUACUCAUUUUCCAUCAUAUUCAAGAAAAUCAGGGAAAAUCAGGCUUAUUUCCAAAAAACCAGGGAAAACAGAGGUCAUGUUAUCAGGGCCUACAGAAAUCAGGCAAUCCCUAAAAACCAGGCACUUUGGCAACCUUGAUUACAGUUCGAGAUUAACGAAAUGGAAUCGAUCUGCAAAUAUGGCAAAGUGCGAGUAUGUAGCCUUGCGAUUUGAACACAUUGCGGACCAGCUACGAGAUAUUUCGUUUUUUCGCUGGCCGCUAGCGUGCUAUUUUAAGCAGCAUAAUUAAAAUUCUUAGGUUUUGGUCCAGUUACUUUUUAGAUAUAGAAUGCCAAAUUUAAUUGUUUCCCAGCUUACAAUUCUUCGCGGUCCUUAAUGUGCAUGUCUGGUACCAAGACGAAUUAAUAACAUUUGAUUGAACUACAGGAUUCAAAUUCCAAAAUCAGUUUAUGGGGUCAAGAUCCUGAACCAAGAGUACAAUCAAAAUGAACGAAACAAUAUUAAAAUUCAGGAUCCAGAAUCAGAGAUAGUUUUCUCGAUCACUAUCCAAGAUCCAUUCAGUUUCCAGAUCAUUAUUGAAAUGUGGUUUUCAGGAUCAGAAUCAGGCUUCAUGAUCCAGAAAAGAAGUUGGAUGUUUCAUGGUAAGGAGAACGUCGGAAUCAAUAUCAGGAACAACUUUGUAAAAAGGAUCAAAAUAUAGUUUAGGAUUAGAUUUAGGCCAAUAUACGGAUACGGAUCAAGUCGUGAUCAGGUUGAACAUCAUGAUCAUGAUCUUAAUCAAGUUUAAAAAACAGGAUCCUAAUUGGGUUCAUACAACAUCAAAUUUCUGGUAAGGUUCAGAAAAAGGAAUAAAAUAAGGAUUUAUAUAGGUAUCAGAAUCAAGCCCCAGAUCGGAAUUCAGGAUCAGGUUUCAGAUUGGGAUCACAAUCAGGAUCAGAUUUCGUUUUGAAAUCAGAAAAACAAUCUCUUUCUAGUGAACUUUUUGCACCUUGAUUUACGGGUUAUUGAGAUUCAAAAAUUCUCAGAAAUUAUAAUUUAUUAUAACUUCUAUUCAACCCUUAUAUUACCAGACGACCUCCUAGUUACGAUUAAUAAGUCGAACUUCACAAGAUUAUCCAAGAACUUCUCAACUCAUAUACGACCAGUAAUAACUGAAUAAAGGUAAGAUCAGUCGUAUCACUGCAGAAUAUGAGCAUUUUGGCGAGAACUUCACCAAACUUUCAGGCCAGCGAAUAACAAAUGAUGUAUUUCUUCAUGAAAAUUUGAAUCUUGGAAAAAAUAAAAAUAGCAUAAAUUCGGGUGUCCAUGAUAGAAAUACCCUUUCGUCAAGCGAGCCAUAAUGUUUUUGACUGUUGUGACCCCCUUUCUUUGCGUAAGCAAAACAUGGAAAUUUUUCUUGAAAUUCUAUAAUAACUGUGACUUUCCAAAAAUUUCCUCAAAACUCGGUGAAAUUACAGAUUUUUCUGUGAUUUCGGCAAACUUUCAAAAAAAGUCACAUCGCAAAAUUUUCAUAUAAAAUGCUGUUUGCUAUAUCUAUUGCUCAUUUGCUUAAAAUCUGGGCGACAAUUUCAGUAGAAAUUUGUUUUCGUUUCGAAUUUCAUGGUUUCAACAGUUUGCCGACCCCUGACACAAAAUUGAUGACCGAAUCGUUUAAAAUGGUGCAUUAAACUUCUCUUGUAGAUAUUUUCUACAGAUUCUUCUUUAAUUUAUUUUCAAAAAUUUUCAGGUUUCGCAACAUUUUUUUUAUUAUUUAGUUAAAUAACCGGAACAUUCACGAUGGCUGAAAAAUGUAUUGUAUAUUUGUAUCUUUCAAUUUUGAGUUUUUUUGUUCGUUUUUUGUUAAUGCCUUCUCAGUAUUUGCGAUAAAAUUCUUGCCGAACAAUCUUAGAGUAAGCUUGCAAAGUUGUCCGAUUUUACCUGGACAUGCCCGGAUAUUUAACACAAGAUUUGGGAGAAAUGCGGUCCGACCCAGGUUGCCCGGAUUUCACUGUAAAAGGUUGGAUUUUGUUCGGAUUUAUUUGUAAAAUUAGACAAAAACCUCAAUUUGUGUUUUUUAUUUACUUUUUUUUUGCGUCCAAAAAUAAAUAUCAUAAAAAUAUCAAAGACCGGUUUUCUGGAAUUAAAAAAAAAUCAUUCAAAAUCUGCUGAUGCUUUUCAAUGAAAAAAAAAAUGUUUGAAGUGUUUUUCUUUUUGGUUUUUGUUGAGUAAUUUCUGGGUUUUGGCAAAAUUUUCCCGGAUAUUACCCAGAUUUUUGGUUGAAAGUGUUAUUAUCAAAUGUCCGGGUUUGGCCAGAUUUUAGACAAAAAAGCCCAGAUUUGCUUGGCAAUCUGGCAACUCCUAGAGUUAGACUAAGGGGUCCAGUUUGUCCGGUUUUCUUCGAGUUAACCCGAAUAUUAAAUUCAAAAUUAAGGAACAGUCCGUCAUGGCCCUGUUGCCCGGAUUUCAUUGAAAAAUGACCGGAUUCUGCCCGGAGUUAAUCACUUUUUUUUCCUGUUGGGGAGAGAGUCCACUGCGACCAUUAAGUUGAUCUAUUGUGGUAUUACCCCGCGUUAUUAUUUUUACUUUGCUAUGCUACUUGACACCCCUGCACUAUUGGUUGAAGUUACAGUUGUUUACCGGUAGCACUACGAGCACACACAUAUCUAGGUAGGAUCUUCAAGUGCAAUCUAAGUUCCCUUGAAAAGAUCCAUCCACAUGCAUGUGCUGCUUCAUUGAGGCGUACAAUUCCAAGGUAUACCCGGCUAGCAUUUCACUAAUGCUGAAACCGCCAACCUUCAUCAUACUAUGUGUACCAGAUUAUGUCACGACCGGGAUUCGAUCUCAUGAACGUUGGCUUAGAAGACAAGUAUGCUAUGCUUCAGGCCACGAUCUGCUGGCUAGUUAAUCACUUUACUCAGCAAGUAAAAAAUAAAAAAAACUAAAUGUGUUGUAAUUUUUUUUUAUGUUUUCCUCUAAAACGAAACUCAAUGAGGGAGUUUUAUUUAAAAUUAUUAUGAAAGAUUUUUUUGGAAGUCUUAAAUUACAUUUAAAAUCUUUCGUUGGGUUUGGAAUAAAGAAAAAUCCAUUUUUUUCUUGAUUUUUGUUGAUAUACUGCUGAGUUUUGCUAAAUUUGCCUGUAUAUUGCCUUAAUUUGAAAUUUGAAAACCUUGAAAUCAAAUUCCCGGAUACCAGGUCUUUCUAUAAAUUGCAGCCCGGAUAAGAGCUGCAAAAAUUUCGGCAACCUUCAGUUAGUCAAGUAAGCUUUCUAAUGAUAGCAUUGUCCAUCAAUUGCGUUCCGGCUCUACCAAAGAUAGCUUGCAUUUUGGUAUACGAACCUGAGAAAAGCACAGCUUUUCAUGGCAGCUUUCCUGCUUACCAAGUAGUCAAAUGUACAAAUUAUUCUCGAAUGAAGAUUGAUCAAUUGCAGAAAAACAGAAGAAAAAACAGAUAAAUAUUUAUAUGUAUUUCUCGCCCAGCUUGCGAGAGCUAGGAUAAAACCGAAACCACGGAAUGAUACGGAAGGAUCAUUUAUUUAUUGAAGUUUUAUUCAAUCCUGACGUGUUUGUAGCGUUAAGAAUAGGAUGAGAAAGUUGUUCCACCGAUAUGUCCUGUCUCCAUCGGAGAUUUUGAGUGAAAGAAGGAAAACGAAACCGAAAAUGAGAAAAAUAUAAUAAAUGU